Molecule: messenger RNA, 4910 nt
Organism: Somion occarium
Lineage: Eukaryota; Fungi; Basidiomycota; Agaricomycetes; Polyporales; Cerrenaceae
Source: the annotation of a GenBank genome assembly
CACGCUGCCUAAGUCGUUCUCAAGGACCACUCUCGACGACUGAUUUACGUAUGACAUCUUGAUCAGGGGCUGAAGACGGAGAUAGUAAUCGCUGUCGGAGAUCCAUAAAGAUGGAGACUGCUCUCGAGACUGAUCUGGUCGAUCCAACUUCGCUUCAACCAAGUCCGGAGCUCAUGGCGAGCGAUGAGAGACAUCCGCUCAUUUUGUUACUGUCGGCAUUCUUCUGGGUAUUUCUGUGGCUGCUGUCAUGGGCGAAGGCUCUUGUAGCUUUUGCUACCAUCUCCAUACCCAAGUUCAUAUACGCUGUGCUCUCAUAUUCCAUGACCUUGACGCUCAACUUCUGGUCCUUCGCCAUCAUUUUCGUACUCUCAUUGGUUGCUUUGAAUUACUUCAUUCGAUGGCGAUACCUGGACAAAUACAAAGACUUGAAAGAACCACCGCUACUUAAAGCGGAUGCGCAAGAACUACAUCCAGAUGUCAAUACACCGGAGCCUGUUCCUGUGUUCCACAAUUACUUGGAUGAAUUUCUUCAAGCCGUGCGGGUAUUUGGUUUCUUGGAGAAACCUGUCUUCCACGAAUUAGCUAGACAUCUACAAACGAGGCGGCUAGUUGCGGGAGAUACCCUUUCGCUCGACGAAGACAAGAGUUUUUACUGCGUCGUUGAUGGAACGGUUCAGUUGUACGCGCAGACAGGGCUACCCCCGAAUGAAGGCCGCAGAGGUACCUGGGACGAAGAAGAUAUGAAUGGGUAUCAGCUGCUGAAUGAAGUUGGGACGGGUGGAACUCUGUCAAGCUUAUUCACCAUAUUGAGUCUUUUCACAGAAAAUGUCAAGAUUAGCUGGCAAGAUGAAGAGCUUACAGAUGAGGGCCUAUCUCAGGCAGCUCAGUCAACUCAUACCUCAGUUCCAAAGAAGGCUCCCGUGCGUAAUCGACCAAGACGAUCCGAUUCCGAUGUUUCCCAGUUGAGCUUGGACUUGAAUUCCCAGAGCCCUUCACACUCUCGUAGUCGUGGUGCUUCCGUCUCUUCCUCAGGAUCAACAGUACACGCUUCAGAUGUCAUGUCUCCUCCACCUCGAACAGCCUCUGUCGGACCAAAUGUCUCCACUUCGUCUUCUGGACGGUCACGAGGCAGAAGGAGACAUGCGGGAGAGACCAACCAACCACGCCACUAUGGCGUUGUUGCCCGAGCUGCGGAGGACAGUACUUUGGCCGUCAUUCCUGCGGAGGCAUUCCGAAGAUUAACGAAGAAGUUCCCAAAGGCUACUGCCCAUAUUGUUCAAGUGAUUCUCACGCGCUUUUCCCGUGUAACAUUCAAUGCAGCUCAUAAAUACUUGGGGUUGACUACUGAGGUCCUUCGCACCGAAAAGGCCAUCAACGAUAUUGCAUGUCAUCCUUUACCCCCCUCAUUCUACGCGGGCGGCGGCUUGAAACAUUUGCGUCAACGUUUCGACGGUGUGGCUCCUGUUAGUGAUCCAGAGUCUAGCAGUGACUACUUCACAUUGCCUUCACCUUCUAUGAAUUCUUCUACAACCACACUGAACGUUGUUGGGUCCCAAGCCGACACUAUUACUCGACUAGUUGAUAGUCCGCUGCCUUACAGGACUCCGACGCCACAUACAGGCCCCAUCUCCCAUCAACAGGUACAGGCUGGUGAUUUGCACUCCACCGCUCAUCCUAGUGAGAUCUUCCAUCCACUUGGACGUACGCUAAGUUCUAUCCACACUCCCAAGAAUGCGCGACGCGAUAGUGAAUUGAAAGAUUCGGAUCACGAUGGCGCACAUUGGCUUAUGAACGAUGAAUUCGACCUCAGAGAUGAAGUCAUGUCUUGCAUAGCAAAGUCGAUCGGGUUGUUGCAGCCUCCUCUCAGCGGCGAAGAGUCGGUUGAAGCUUCACCUGCGUUUCCUGCAAGUGACGCAAGUCGCUCAAAAAGCGGCAUGUUCAAGUCUUCUUUCGGUUCAUUGUCUAUGCUCGAAUAUGGUGAUGAUGCCUCGAGCAUGACUGGGUCCACUUCUUCAACAAUGAACGAUGGGUAUAUGAGUGGGCUUGACAAUGAAGUCGAAAUACUCUUUUUCCCCGCUGGAUCAACCCUUGCCAAGGCCGGCGAAACAAAUACAGGCCUUUUCUACGUGAUCGAUGGUUUCUUGGAUAUCCUGCUUCCCGCUGAGAAAAGUGCCCCUCAGAGCACCAAAUCCAAGGUCAACCGCCAAGCACACAUUGCUACAGAGACCUACGGUGCCAGAUCUUCUGCGCAUAGUCAAUCUCCCCCACUCACAUUCGCAGAGCGCCCCUCAAAUCGGCCACCAAAGGACGAAUCUAAGCCUCUAUUUACUGUCAAGACCGGCGGAAUUGCAGGAUAUCUCUCUUCACUAUGCAAUACCGCCUCUUACGUUGAUAUCAAGGCAAAGACAGAUACUUACGUGGGUUUCCUCCCGUCGCAUGCGUUGGAGCGACUACUGGAAAAGCGGCCCAUUGUUCUUUUGACUCUUGCCAAGCGUCUUAUAUCCCUUCUCUCACCUCUCAUUUUGCACAUUGACGGGUCCUUGGACUGGGUGCAAGUGAAUGCUGGUCAGGUUCUGUGGAGACCGGACGAUGUCAGCGACAGCUUCUACAUUGUCAUCAACGGUCGACUUCGAGCUAUAAAUGAGAAGGAGGCUGGUGGAAUCACCAUUGAAGCUGAGUACGGUCAGGGUGAUACCGUUGGUGAACUCGACGUAAUCACAAGUUCACCGAGGAGCAAUACUCUUCACGCUAUUCGUGAUACUGAACUCAUUCGGAUGCCCCAAACUUUGUUCAAUGCCAUUUCUUCAAGAAACCCACAGACCACUGCCCAAUUGCUGAGAAUGAUAGCUUCGCGUGUGAAGGACGAGGCCAAGUCAUCAGUGCGAGGCGUACUUUCGGAAGUGUCCCGCAGCAAUAUCAACUUGAAGACAGUUGCGAUCCUACCAGCUACUCGGAACAUUCCUGUAGAUGCUUUCGCUCGAAAACUUCAUGCGGCCUUGGAAAGUAUCGGCGCUCCAACGUCAUAUCUCAAUCAAUCUUCUGUAGCGAAUCAUCUUGGAAGGCACGCAUUUACUCGGAUGGGUAAACUCAAGGCUGCGGGGUGGCUUGCCGAGCAAGAACAGAAGUAUCGCAUUGUCUUGUAUGUUGCGGAUUCCACUGUCAACAGCUCCUGGACCCAAACGUGCAUUCGACAGGCGGACUGCGUCAUGGUCAUUGGCAUGGCGGACGACCCUACCAUCGGUGAAUACGAACGGCUUCUCUUGUCAAUGAAAACAACGGCGAGGAAAGAGCUUGUCCUACUUCAUCCGGAUCGUUCGGUUGUUCCAGGCUCUACACGUGAAUGGCUGAAGAACCGGUCAUGGGUGCAUCAACACAUACAUGUCGAGUUGCCUGGCUUGAUGGUCCCUGUUCCAAGAGCACCCCAGACCCAGGAUCCUGCUGCUGUCGCUGCGCUGAAGAAUCUCAAGGACAGGGUGCAAAGUGGUAUUCAGCGAUAUCGUGGCGGUCCGACGGAUGUCCGUCCUCAGCGUGGACCUCACACGAAUGACUUCGCGCGUCUGGCUCGAAGGAUAUGCGGCAAGUCUAUUGGUCUGGUCCUUGGCGGGGGCGGCGCCCGUGGACUCUCGCAUCUGGGUGUGAUUCGAGCAUUGGAAGAACAUAGCAUUCCGAUUGAUCAUGUAGGAGGCACUAGCAUCGGCGCUUUCAUUGGUGGCUUGUAUGCACGGGAAGGUGAUCUUUUAUCUGCUGUCGGUCGUACGAAGCAAUUCAGCGGUCGUAUGGGCAAUAUAUGGAGAACUCUUUCGGACGUCACAUACCCUAUAGUUGCUUAUACAACAGGUCAUGAGUUCAAUAGAUCGAUUUACAAGGCUUUCUAUGACCUCCACAUAGAGGACAUGUGGCUGCCGUAUUUCUGCAAUUCGACUAACAUCAAUACCUCGACUAUGGAAAUCCAUGAGACAGGAUAUGCUUGGAGAUUUAUUCGUGCAUCAAUGACACUGGUUGGUUUGCUACCGCCUCUCUGCGAUAAUGGCAACAUGCUUGUCGACGGUGGAUAUAUUGAUAAUCUUCCUGUAUCUGCCAUGAUGUCGAUGGGUGCAAGUGCUGUGAUAGCAUCGGAUGUCGGCUCUAUUGACGACAACUCUCCACGUAACUUUGGUGAUUCGGUGUCCGGAUGGUGGCUCUUGGUUAAUCGUUGGAAUCCGUUCUCGAAUGCUCGAAGUAUUCCUGCUAUCACUGAGCUCCAGAGUCGGCUUGCAUACGUGUCCAGCGUGACGACUUUAGAAGAAGCAAAGGUUGCCCCGGAUUGCUUAUACAUGCAGGUACCUGUGCAUGAAUACGGUACUCUUCAAUUCGGCAAGUUUGAAGAGAUUCAGAACAAGGGAUACAUUGCGGCACUAGAUUUUCUGCAUAAGUUCCAGGAGGAUGGACGGCUGCCUUCUGCAUUCAUUGGUGAUAAAAGGGUCGUCCUGCCCUCCAAAACGAGGGGGAGAAGCGCACGUCGUAAUUCUAUCUAAGUAUAUUGUUGUAUUAUCACUAAUCGGACCGAUACCAUUGAACCUCUACGUCAAAGGUCCUGACCUGACAGUCCUUUCAGAACCGUCCCAGUCUAUCCACCCUUCGCCGUCUCUUCCACUGUAUAAGGUUUUGCUAACUCAUGUUCUAUCACGUUGGUGCGUCCUUCUGUUAUCGAGGCCUGGUCGUACUUGCUUUGGAUAAUGCAUCUUUGAUACUGGUGACGGCUUCCCUCCAGAUGUUUACGAAUUUCGUGGAGGUCUAUAAAGAUACGGUAUGUGUAGUCGUCUUCAUGCGAGAAACCUCCUACGUGCUUAGACUAUAUAAACACCAUUGUAUCUGUAUCAUGUCAUUCAGUGAGCGGGUUGGAACGCAUAGCUUCAGAGCACCUUCCGCCG